Messenger RNA from Malania oleifera, 3327 nucleotides. Its product is annotated as U-box domain-containing protein 13-like. Lineage: Eukaryota; Viridiplantae; Streptophyta; Magnoliopsida; Santalales; Ximeniaceae. Gene Ontology annotation, molecular function: protein binding. Bases 533 to 2047 code for a protein of 504 amino acids. The record is from RefSeq and is a predicted model, not a curated record. The transcript has 2 exons.
CCAUACGAAUCGGACGGCCCAUAGGAGUUGCAUCACCGGCAUGGUUGACCCCACCCGAUUACGGUGCGUAGACCCACCCGGGUACGCAGAUAUAGAUGCGCAGCGCACGGGAGCAACGUGUGAGCGAUGCACUGGAGAAGACGUGGUACGCACCCCCCUAUGCAUGCAGUGAAAGGGCUGCCUUGUCCUUCCUUCCAUGGCGUCUUUAGGAAGGUUUUCUCUCUCUUCUCUCUCCUCUCUCUCUCUCCCUCUCUCUCUCUCUCUCUCUUCGGCCUUUAGUUUCUCUCUCUAGGUCGCUGCAAAUAUAAAGAACCAGAGAAUUGUGACUCGCGAAGGUUGAAGCCUCUCUCUCUCUCUAAAGGAUUUCCCUCUCGAGAAGUUUCCUCUGUAGGAUCAGUACUCUUGCUGCUGGUGUGAAAUGGAAAUGUAAAAUGGAGUUUCUGUGCCUGGGUUUCUUCGUAUUAGAUCUUUUUCCUGAUUUCUGUGCAAUGUAGAUAAUUGUUGCCGUGUUCGCCGGAGAACUGUAAAGAGAAUGGCAAAGUGUGACCGAAACGACGUCGGAUCUCUCGUUCUCAACCGCGCUAGCUCUGGUGCCUCCGGCACCGGCAGCGGGAACUUCAAGAUAUGGACGUCGUUUUCCGGCGCAUCAUUCCGCCGGAAGCUCUUCGACGCUAUGCGUUGUGGCGGCUCCCUACGCCAACAUCUCGAGGCCACUGCCGGGAACGCUCCUGCAGAAGUGGCGGCUCCGGAAUCCGCCGGCGGCCGAUUAAGACGUACGAAGUCCGGCCGUGGUUACCGAUCUGAGAAGCUAUCGGACCUCCUGAACUCUCCGGAGUCGAACGAGACGGAUUUCGAAACGAAGAGGAAGAUUGAGGCCUUGGAGGAGUUGAAGGUAGUGGCGAAGAUGUUCCAAUGCCAGGAUUUGGGGAAACAGAAAGAGGGAGCAAUGCGCGUUAGGAGGCUUGCGAAGGAAGAUAGUGAAGCCAGAACCACCCUGGCUAUGCUCGGAGCGAUCCCGCCGCUCGUCGGAAUGCUCGAUUCCGAAGAUCUAGAGCUUUUGAUUGAGUCUCUCUAUGCUCUUCUCAAUCUCGGGAUCGGCAACGACGUAAACAAAGCUGCCAUUGUCAAAGCAGGGGCUGUUCACAAUAUGCUAAAGCUAAUUGAAUCGCCAAAUAGAUCUCCGGAUUCUGCCGUGGCGGAAGCGAUAGUAGCUAAUUUCCUUGGUUUGAGUGCGCUCGACGCAAACAAGCCAAUCAUUGGUUCUUCCGGGGCAAUAUCCUUCUUGGUUAAAAUUCUACUAAAUCUGGACAAUAGAAGUAGCCCACAAGAAAAGCAGGACUCAUUACGAGCACUUUACAAUCUUUCGAUCUGUCAUUUGAACAUUUUGCAGAUUUUAGAGACAGAGUUGAUCCCUUUUUUGCUUGACACACUGGGAAACAUGGAAGUGAGUGAAAGAAUCCUCUCGAUUCUUAGCAAUGUCGUGUCUACCCCAGAAGGUAGAAAAGGAGUCAGCACUGUGGCAGAUGCGUUUCCAAUUUUGGUUGAUGUUUUGAAUUGGACAGACUCGCCGGCAUGUCAAGAAAAGGCGGCCUACAUUUUAAUGGUGAUGGCACACAAAGCUUAUGGAGAUAGGCAAGCAAUGGUGGAGGCUGGAAUAGUAUCAGCAUUGCUUGAGUUGACCCUGCUUGGUAGCACUUUGGCUCAGAAGAGGGCAUCGAGGAUAUUGGAUUGUUUGAGAGUGGAUAAGGGGAAGCGGAUCUCGGAUCCAUAUGGUGGAGGUUUGUGUUUGGGAACGGCAGUGUCUGCCCCAAUAUGCGGAUCUUCAUCAUCUUCUACUGGCAUGUGUCAGGGUUCUAAUGACUGUUUGGAGGAGGAUGAAGAUAUGAUGAGUGAGGAAAGGAAAGCAGUGAAGCAGUUAGUCCAGCAGAGUUUGCAGAGCAACAUGAGGAGAAUUGUGAAGAGAGCCAAUUUGCCACAGGAUUUUGUUCCCUCCGAGCAUUUCAAGUCCCUCACAAUAAGUUCGACUUCAAAGAGUUUGCCAUUCUGAGAAUUUUGGAGCACUAGCCUCAGGCUUGGAGAUUGCACAGAAAAUAAACUUCAGAAGUUAGUCUUCUUAUCAUAAUCUGGAGUUUUCUUGUUCUCUGUGAUUUGUUUCUAGAUCAGAAUUAGUGUUGUUUUGUUCAAUAUUACAGUAUUACAUGAUCAGAAUCCCAGAAACUGUUCAUUUUAGAUAAUCAAUUUUGCAUUGUUUUCGUUUCUGUAAGAUUGAAUUCAACUGCCUUUAGCGAGAUACAAUGCAGCACAUAAGAACAGCAAUGCCUUGUUCUAGCUAUGGAAUGAGACUGUUGGAACAGUAAAGUUAAUGUAAUUUAGCAACACCCAUGUUUAAUUCCAAUGUUUGAAUAGUAGUAUUAAAAAAUUGUCAUGGUUUGUGGAACAAUUUGACUAUUAUGCCUUGCAUCUCCCCUAGUCCUAACUAAAACUCAAUUCUCUCUACCAAAUAUGAACGAGGCUAAGUCACUGUUCUGGUCGGGACCAUGACCUGCCCAUGUUUCAAUAUGUACUAGUCCCAAACUCUACCAAGUGUGAAAAAAAUCAACCGUUUUCUAGAAAUUGUAGACAGCUAGUGAUCAUUGCUUGAAGAAAAUAUGGAGGUCAUGGGAGGAUCCCUUCAGCCAAGGAGUCACUUUACUCCAUGACCAUGAGUACCCUUACUCUGCCACUCUGCCCCCACUAAUAAUUUUAUAUUUCUAGCAUUGAUUAAUGUAGGAAGGUGUGGGUCAUUUUCUUGUGCAUAGAAAUGGGGACUGCUCGCUGCUGUUUUCCAUCUGGAAUCUUUUCUUUUGUUGGUUUUCACAUCUGGGGUACUUGUAUCUGGGAAUUUUGGAUUUACACGGUUGAAUUUGAAAUAUGUAAGCACAUGCCAUGGGAACAUGGGGUGUUAACUUUGCUCUCUCGAAUUGAUUUAUUUAUUGGGUUUUAACUAAUGCGUUAAUUACCCAAUGUUUUUAUUAAUGGUUUGACCUUGUUUACUGAAUUGUUUACAUUUAACUAUUGCAGACGAGGUCCAUGAGGGUGGAGCAGUCAAGGAUUUAUUUGGGUAGAAGGGACAAGGAGAGCUGUUCACAAUAAAUAUUCAUGUUGGAUUUCCUCCACAUUUGGUGAUUUUGUGUAUUGUAGUAAUAUGUUAAAUUGUGGGGUGCAGUCAGUUUUUAACUUUUUUAAAUGUGUUGUUCUCCCUUGUACCCGAUCUUGACCCCUUCAUCUGUUUCUAAUGUAAAUAUCCAAUGGUAAUUAUAUUAUAUAUGAGACUUUUUUGUCAUCUUC